Molecule: messenger RNA, 1731 nt
Organism: Prorocentrum cordatum
Lineage: Eukaryota; Dinophyceae; Prorocentrales; Prorocentraceae
Source: the annotation of a GenBank genome assembly
AUGGGCGCGAGCGGCCCGUGCGGCAUCUGGUGGCUGCUGCCCGUGCCGCCGGGGGAGCGGCGCCUGGCCCACGUGAGGGACGAGGAGGUGGCCGAGCUCCUGCGCCCGGCCGGCGGCGCGGCCCUGCCGCGGCCCGCCGCGGCGGAGGCGCCGCCCGCGCGGCCGCCCCGCGCGGCCGCGCCCGCGGCGGCCGCCGGGUCGGGCCCGCGGCCGCCUGGCGGGCUGCGGGCCGCCGGCCCCGGGCGCCGUGGGCCUCCGCGGCGGGUAGAGCACCCGCAGCUUGACCUCAGCGGCCAUGCAGAAGCCCUGCCAGGCCUCAUCCAGCUGCUGCUGCUGCUGCUGCUGCUGCUGCUGCUGCUGCUGCUGCAGCUCGCCGCCGGCACAGAUCUCCCAGCGGGCGCCCUCUCGCCGCAGCCGCCGCCGCCGCCCAGCUCCGCCCGGCUCCGCGCGGCGGCGGGGCGGCGCCCAGCGCCGCGCGGCGGCGGGGCGGCGCCCAGCGCCAUGGGGUCCGGCCCCGGGCCGCCCCGGGCGCGUGGCGGCGGCGGCCGCGGGCUGCGCCUCGGCGCCGCCGUCCUCGCGCUGCUCGCGGGCGCCGCGCCCUCGCCGCGCGCCUCGCCCGGCGGCGCCUGCCUCGCCGGGGACAGCUGGGACGAGGACCCGCUGGUACCGCGGGAGGUUCCCAAGAGUGCCAAGCGGGCCCCGGGCAUCGACGCCGCCUGGGGCGGGAACGAGGACCUGCUGCUGCCGCGGAAGGUCCCCGAGGGCGCCGAGGAUGACCCCGCGCUGCCGCGCUGGUUCCGGGAGCUCAACAUCGCCGGCUUCCAGGCCGACGCCUCGUUCUACGAGGACUUCAUCCUCGCGGCCGUCAACAAGAGCGACCUCAAGGCCGCCACGCGGUGGGUGAACAACGCGCGGCGCUCGAGCGUCCAGCUCCCGGGCUCCACGUACCAGGCCCUCCUGAAGGCCGCGGUGCGGGCGGGGGACCUGCCCUCGGCGCUGCAGUGGUGCGACCUGGCGGAGGCGCGGGGGUCCCUGCCGGAGGCGGCGACGCUGACCCCGCUGGUGGCCAUGGCGGCCCAGCAGGGGGACCUGGAGGGCGCCGAGGCCUGGCUCCGGCGCGCGAGGCGGGCGGGCGCGGCGCCGAAGAUUGAGGUCUACAACAGCCUCAUCUCCGCGGCCUGCGGGUGCGGCGACGCCGUCGCCGCCUGGGGCUGGUUCGAGGAGGCCUGCUCCGCCGACGGCGUCAGGCCGAACCACGCGACGUUCGCCCUGCUGAUGGACGCCGCGGGGAGGCACGGCGACCUCGAGACGGCGGGCAGUUUCUUCGAUAAGGCGCUUGAGAUGGGCAUAGCGCCGGGGAUCUACUUCUACAACAUCAUGAUCUCCCGCGCCGUCAAGAAGGGUGACGUGGCCACGGCGGAGAGCUGGUUGGAGAGGGCAAAGCAGGCGGGCGUGAGGCCGAACGUGGCCACCUUCACCGCGUUCGUGGACGCCGCCUCGAAGGCCGGCGACCUGGAGGCGGCGAAGCGGUGGUUCGACGAGGCGUGCGAGGCGGGAGUCGAGAGGGACGCGUUCUUAUAUUCCGCGGUCAUCGACGCCGCGGCGCGGCAGGGUGACCUCGGGGCUUGCAAGGGCUUCUACGACCGCGCCGUGCAGGAAACCCUGACGCCACGGCAGCUGGUCGGCCCUGCCGGCGAGCCAGCAGAGCAGCCGCAGGCUGACCUGAACUGA